This is a messenger RNA of Puccinia graminis f. sp. tritici CRL 75-36-700-3, 5771 nucleotides long. RefSeq lists its product as uncharacterized. The transcript has 13 exons. NCBI's taxonomy places the organism in Eukaryota, Fungi, Basidiomycota, Pucciniomycetes, Pucciniales, Pucciniaceae. The coding region runs from base 95 to 5500 and encodes 1801 amino acids. The record is from RefSeq and is a predicted model, not a curated record.
CACCCUCUCUUCGGCCUCUGCCACGGGUCUUCCUCACCAUUCAACCCACCAUCUCAGAAUAACCAACGAGCCUUCUUCUAACCGAUUACGAGACAUGGCCGACUUUGCAUCCGCUCUCGAGGGCGUUCCUGACGAGGCAGUGGAAGUGAACCAGAGGGCAUUGAUCGAUAAGGUGCUUGCAAGAUAUUCUGGCGAAAAUACCGUCUUCAGGGAACUUCUUCAGAAUGCCGACGAUGCUUCGGCUAGCUCAGUCGAAAUAAAGUUUCUAUCAAGUAUUACCACCACCUCAAAUUCAACCCAACCUAUAGACAGCCAGCCAAUCACUCAAUCCUCUAGUGCUGCUAGUUCAUCAUCAACCUUACCUGACCUGACUACUAAAAAGAUUUCCAGAGUCCUCGUCAGGAAUAAUGGGAUUCCAUUUCGUGAUCAAGAUUGGGCACGACUGAGAAAAAUCGCUGAAGGAAACCCAGAUGAAUCAAAAAUUGGCGCAUUCGGUGUUGGUUUCUACGCACUAUGGUCAAUAUGUGAUUCCCCAAUCGUCUUGUCGGGACCUUCAAUCAUGGGCUUUAACUGGAGUACCAAGAACCCUGACCAAUUGGUCACCCGUCGAGGUAUCAACCCAAGCCCUUCGGAAUGGACCUCAUUUAUCAUGGACGUUCGAUCUCCCUCCCCAAUGCCACCCCCGUUCGAGUUUUCAAGAUUCUUGGCGACCAGCUUAGCAUUCACCACCCAAAUUAGAUCAGUUAGCUUAUAUUUUGACGACCAUCUGAUGUGCAAGCUAGACAAGAAACUCGCCCCACCUCAGAUCUUAUCGACCCCUUCAAAUAUCACGCUGUCUACCUCAUCCUCAAUGAUGAAGAUACAAUCGGUCGAGCAAACUAGCGUCCAGAUCGAUACUGAUAUCCUCAAAUGGACCCUUCAAUAUUCCAAACCCAAGUCUAAACUAGCAAUCAAGAAUGCUGCCGUGGCCGCUGCCACCUCAACAUCUUCCUUUGCCUCGAGGAUGUUGUCUGCCUUUACCAAAACCUCUUCAUCGGCGCCUACUCCUUCUUCAACAAGUCCCUCAACCCCCAUGGAUUUAUCAUCAGAACCUUCAAGCCAACUGUCCAGCUUAAAGGCCUCUGUCUUCCUACGAGUCGUCACUGGUAACAUCAACGUCUCGAUCCCAUCCGCUUUCAGAGCCGAGCUCGAGAGAGCUACCAAGAAGCCACCGCCCAAAAAGACUCAAUAUGCCUUGAUUUGGACUAAUAAGGAUGAAUUUGAUGCUGGGAAGGACUUGAGCAGCUCAAAAUCCGGACUUUCGAAACUGUUGAGCGGAGAUGAAACCGCGCGUGCAGUAUUUGAUGGUCUGAUCUCUGACCUGGAUGUUCAAGGUCGAGUUUUCAUUGGUUUCCCAACACAUCAAACCACUGGAUUCUCCGGCUCCGUGGCCGCUAGGUUCAUCCCAACCGUUGAACGGGAGUCGUUAGAUUUACAAGCAAAAUAUGUUGCCGAUUGGAAUAAGGAGUUACUCGCAAUUGGGGGCAUUUUGGCAAGGGUAGUUUACGAGGGAGAAUUGAAGGAAAUUGAAGGCCUGUGGAAGAAAACUGAAGACGAAUCCAAACGGAGUCAGCUAACUCUACGGGCGUUACAUGCUAUGCAAUUCUUCUCAUUUUAUGCGUCGACUCCCGCCGGCACGGUAUCCUUCGAGUCGGAAGAAAGUUUUUUCCGCUGCGAUCGUCAGCAUACUCUGACAGUCCCAUCGACCCUUGGACCAAUGCCGGCUAACCAAGUCCGGCUGCCCAAUACGGAAUUGAGUGGAUUUAUCAAAAAUGUACCAUUAUUACCCAACGAAGUCUCCAAGGAUGGACAUUUACUGAUCGGCAAGCUACGCAGUCGCCGGAUGAUUUCAGAGAUCACACUUGAGGACGUGUUUAAAGAAUUGGAAGGCAGGGUGCUUAGUGUCGAAGAGAUGCGGGAGUGCUUGAAUUGGUGGAUCAGUCUGACUGGCAUCCAGGGCUAUGAUAGGUCACUCUUGAAGAGGUUUCAGAGAUGCGCAGUUUUCAAAUACCAAGCCCCGGAUUCCAUUCAGCAUGCUCCUAAGGAACAAUCAGAUACAAUCAUGUCUCUCAGCGAAGCCUCGACGUUUAUUAAUAUCAAAUUGAUACCCACUGACGUGCCGCUCCCGGCCCACUGUCUGCCAUUUUGUUUGACGAAAUCUAUCAACUCUGAAGCAUUGAAACGGGUAUUUGGAUUCCGGGAACUGACGAUCUUGGAAUUCACUACCCACCUCUUCUCGCCAGAGCUCAAGGGUGUCGAUCGGAUUACUGAAUCUCCACCGUUAGCCGAACAACUGCUCAACAUUCUCUGCAAAGCUUGGACAAGUUUAUCCAACGAUCAGAGAGCCGAGAUUAGUGCUUAUCUAAGCGACAAAGUCUUUAUUCCUACUCGCCAUGGAAUGCGGAAACCUUCUGAUGCUUACCAUUCAAACGUCACCCUGUUUCAAGAUUUGGCUGUUGUCUGCUUACCCAGUGGGACUCCAGUCAAAGGCCUAAUGCAUAAAGUUUUAUCUGAGAUUGGGCUCAGGAUGCAUGUAGAACUACAAAUGGUUUUCUCGAGGUUACUGGGAAGCGGUGAAUGGAACCAUGCAGACUUGGUGAAGUACUUGGUCAGCGUCAAAGAUAUCCUAACGGAUACGGAGGUUGACAAACUAAGACAAACCAGCUGGCUUCCAAAGGAAGGCGAGCCCAAAGCUAUACCGCCUCCAGGACCGGAUGGACAAGCACUGAAGCCGAAGACGAAAAGGUACUCUGCCAGCCAAUUAUACGAGCCUUCAGUUGCUAAUCAAGAACUCCAGUUACCCUUGGUCGAAUGGCCCGGAAAGUGGCGCUCGACGUCGGAGGAAGCCAAACUGCUGUUUUUCUUGGGCUUGAACAAGAUGCCAAGUGUCGAUGCCUUGUUGGACCUUGCCGCCAAUCCAAAAGAUGUUCAGUUGAGGGAGAAAGCCCUCCAAUUUUUCCUUGAACAUUUUGCCGAUUACCGGGCCGUCUAUCGUCCAAAUUCUGAGAUGCCGGCCUUCGUACCUUGUGAUGGCGGACUGUUCAAACCUGGUGAUGCUUACUCCAACCCAGAAGCUGCGGUGAUGGGCUUCAAUGUGCUCCAGAAUAAAUACCUUGCUGAUUAUCAAAAGUUUGGUCUCAAGCAAAAUCCGGAUCCACAACAGCUGUUAGAUCGACUACUACAGCAUCCGCCGUCUGAUACUAAGAAGGCUAAAGCCGUGUUCGAGUAUCUCUCUACCCGAGUUGCAGACUUCUCCCAGUCACAACUUCAGACUUUGAAGCAGGCCAAAUUCGUUCCAAUUUCUGGCAAAGAAACCACCCAUGUUGGACCGGGUGGAUGCUUUUUCCAAUCGGCAGAUUCCACGAACCAGGGGCCCUUUAAAAGUCUUUUUACCUACAUCGACUUUGGUCCGAGUGCGCGUCCGUUUCUGUUAGCAUGUGGAGUCAAGAACGAGCCGACGGUCCAAGAAAUCGCACAGAUGCUCAUCGCCGAUCCUGCCAAGUUUUACGCCCUGGCCGGCUCGGCUGAGGAGUAUCUGCAAGUCCUAAGAAACAUCGCCGCUAAUGUCCAUCUCCUGGGCCACGGUCUCAAAAAGGCCAUGCAACGCUCAGCCUUCAUUCUCGGAUCGAGAAGAGUCGCUUCUUCAUCAUCAAGUUCGGGUGUGGCGACCAAAGCACCGGCCUUCGAAGACGAGGACGAUGAGAUCGAAGCUGGCCAACCAUUUGUCCAUGUUUUGGCACUUCCAGGUGAUGUGGUCAUCAUCGAUGACUCACACUCAUAUUCUCAAUUUACAACCAUCAUUAUUGCAUGCCCACAAGAGGAAGUAUUCGAACAAUUAGCCGAGUCGUUGGGUGCACCAAGACUAACUCAACUGGUGAAAGAAUCUUUUCGAAUCCAACGAUCCGUUCCUGAACAGACCGAAAGAUCAGAAGAGAUCCGAAGAUUACUGAUCGAGCGGACGGCGCUUUUUCUUCACGAGCGACAAACAGGCGCGCGUGAUGAUGUGAUCAGGGAUGCGGAAUGGCUGAAGCGUCAUUUGACUGUCAAAUCGGUCGAGCAGGUCUCCCUACAACGUCAACUGGUCUACCUCGGUAAACCUCAUUCGAGUGUCCUGGAAUCUACCGCGGCUGCUUCUAUGGAAGGCCGGAACUCGAUGGUCUUGUACUUAGUUAGGAAGGGUGAGAUCGAUUGGUUCGAGCUCGCCAGUUCGAUUUGUAAAUUGAUCCUAGCGCAUCAAAAACUAAGUGAUUCUUUGUUCUUCAUGACCAUCCUACAAACCAGUUUGAAGAAUCUCAAAAGGCGAGGGGUGAAUGUAGAUCGGAUUAUCAAUGCACGGAAAGCAGAGCGAGAUGCUGUGUUACAGCGAGCACGAGAAGCCAAGCUGCAACGACAACUGGAUGAUGCGAAUGCGCUAACUCCGGAGCAACUGGAGAGCCAUGCCAAGGGGCUAGAGGAGCGCUUCCCGGAUGCUGAUCCAGGGUUUAUUCGGAAGGCGCUCUCUGCCGAGAAGGAAGAUCAUAGAAAGCGGGUCGAGGAGAAAUUCGCACAUGGUGCUUACGAGCGACGGCCAGUCGUCCCAUCCCCUCUGCCGCCUCCCCAAAUGCCUCCCAUCUCUCAGAGACAGAGCGGAAUCUUUAGCGCCUUGCGUCGGAAAAUAUUGAAUGACAAUAGCUCCAAUGACCCUCCUCCUUACUCUCCUCUCUCUGUGGCUCCUUCAGCCCCAGUUCAUUCACCCAUUUCCUCUCAAUCGAUCUCCCAAGAAUCCCAAAUCACAAAGCAACCUGCGAUCAAGCCACCGAUACAAAUAACACCGAUGUCGGAUAUACGAAGCAACUUACUCAAAGCAAUCAACGUGUCCAGACCAGACACGAACGCAGACAUUCGGACGCUUCCGGAUACCAAACCGGUGAAAGAGUCCGAGGCCAGCUACUGCGACCCCAAAGGUAGCAGGGAAGACCUUACCUUCUUAAGCACAAUCUCCGGCUUGAGGUUCUACGUCUCCCGGUCGAUCAAUCAACAUAACCUCAACGGCGAAUUGGUCUUGUUUCAAUUCGGCGACGCCAUCGUUCGUUAUGUCGAGCUCGUCGUUAAACCUGUUGGCGAAAUCUUCGACAUCGAUCCAAAUAGCUUGCACAUCUUCUAUGAUUUGGAAGGUCCUAUUAUCGCAUUCAAUCGGAAUGGAAGCUUGUUCUUUAAUUUGAGAUAUUAUUUAUCGUGGUAUGACGAGGAAGUGAAAAAAGGAAACCUAUCGAAUGCUCUCAUCGGUACUUUUUCGACCUUUGCUCAUGAACUGGCUCAUAACUUGGUUGAAGCGCAUAACUCUGAACACGAAUGGUGGAUGAGUGCUUUUAUCGAACAAUAUUUCUUAAAAGUUUCGAAAUAUAUCAUUUCCAAUCAAUCUGCCAAUAACAACCUUCAAGGUGGUAACAGUAGUACUACUCAAUCUGGCUCAUUGAUUUAAAAUCUAGUUUACACACAUCCUUGGAUUCGCAUCUACCUGCUUUCUUUUCUCUUUAAUCAUCUGCACUUGUAUUACCUAUCUCUCCAUCCUUGCUGUUCCUCUCUGCUCUUGAUUACCAUGUUUCAUAAGCUUCAUUCUAAUCAACAUAAAUCCUGUUUGUAAUUGUAAUACUCCAUAGUGAAUUGUUGUGUAAGUUGUAUUGAAUCAUGGACAUCAUUUUCAUUGAAAUGUAGAUGCCUGCGACAUCAGGAAGGAUGAUGUUUGAGCCUUG